CUCCUCUUCCUUCAUUACCUGCCAGGCUCAGUAGCUGCCUGGAACUCAGGCUUCCUCAGCCCAGGAACCAUGCCCCUAAGCCUCCUGUGGCUCGGCCUCACCCUGUUGGGAGCCUUGCAGACCCAGGCCCGGAGACAUACCCCGGACCUGAUCCCGGCCCCUCCUCUGCUCAGGGUCCCUCUGCAGCCAGACUUCCAGCACGACAAGUUCCAGGGCAAGUGGUACGUCAUCGGCCUGGGGGGCAAUGCAGUUUCGAAAGAACAAGGCCAAUUUAAGAUGUACGCUACCACCUACGAGCUGAAAGAAGAUGGCAGCUACAAUGUUACCUCCACCCUACUCAAGAAUGAGGAUUGUUACCACUGGAUUAGAACUUUUGUCCCAAGUUUCCUGCCAGGCCAGUUCAACCUGGGCAACAUUAAGAGUUUCCCAGAUUUGCACAGCUACACGGUGCGGGUGGCAGCCACCAACUACAACCAGUUUGCCAUAGUGUUCUUCAAGAAGGUUACUAAAAAUCAGGAGUACUUCAAGACCACCCUGUACGGGAGAACCAAGGAGCUGACCACCGAGCUGAAGGAGCGCUUCGUUCGCUUUGCCAAAUCUCUGGGCCUCACUGAUGACCACAUCAUCUUCUCUGUCCCAAUUGACCAGUGCAUCGAUGAUGCAUGACUGCAGUGAGUAUGGCUGCCCUGAGGAGGGGCUGGCCUCUGCCCAGCGUGCCCCCAGCCACCCUCACCAGCCCCAACAGCAGUGAGAGAGCCAGAAGACCCUCCACUUGGCGUGGCCUGAGGAGCAUGCUCCCUGUUCCUGGCCACCUUCCUGAUCCAGCCCGUAUUGCCUGCUAAAUAAACACAUACCACUAGG
Messenger RNA from Trichechus manatus latirostris (Florida manatee), 861 nucleotides. It is a transcript of the gene LCN2, whose product is annotated as lipocalin 2. The coding region runs from base 70 to 666 and encodes 198 amino acids. The record is from RefSeq and is a predicted model, not a curated record. Gene Ontology annotation, molecular function: small molecule binding. The transcript has 6 exons. NCBI's taxonomy places the organism in Eukaryota, Metazoa, Chordata, Mammalia, Sirenia, Trichechidae.